Molecule: messenger RNA, 4972 nt
Organism: Plodia interpunctella (Indianmeal moth)
Lineage: Eukaryota; Metazoa; Arthropoda; Insecta; Lepidoptera; Pyralidae
Product: toll-like receptor 6
Exons: 1
Coding region: 161-4195 (1344 amino acids)
Cellular component (GO): plasma membrane
Molecular function (GO): protein binding
Source: RefSeq, a predicted model, not a curated record
AGCCGUCCGAGCCACUCGCCCCCGCAGCCGCGACUCCAUCUCACAUGUCACGCGAACCGCGAUGUCGCUCCAACCGCGUAAAUAUUUAUGACGCGACCGAAUCCUCAUAAAUGGCAAUGCCCACAUACAUGCUCCUCCGCAACUUACACACACUCGUAAGAUGCUAAAACAAACUUUUGUGAAAAGACUCGACCGCCGAACUUUUAAUCGAAUUAUAGUGUACGUGCUAUUCUAUUGUCAUGUUAUCGAAAAGUACUCAGCGGCUGAGAUGCCGCACGAGUGCGCCUACCGCAGCUCCGAAGCCGAAACGGUGGAGAAUGUGGUACUCUUCUGCAAGAUUCGUACCAUAAGCAAUUUGGAUCACUUGUUACGAAACAUCACUCGGACGCAUUUUGACGACGUGAUCUCUUUACACGUCCAGUGCAGUGAAAUAUUGUUUUUCGAGAGCACUCUAAAUGCUCACACUGAAAAAGCGCCCAAUAAGCAAGCAAACUUGGCUAAGUUACGGGACUUAGUUAUAGAUAAGUGCAAAAUUCGACAAAUACCGGCCCGCGCUUUCGAGAACUUCAAAGAUCUGAAGAGACUGCACGUGACAACCCAUAAUAGUGAGUGGUCAGCCAUGACGAUGGAGUUGCACGAACAAGCGUUUUCCGGCUUGAAUGAGUUGAUAGAACUAAACCUCAGCGACAACAACAUCUGGAGCACCAAGACAGAAACUUUCUGUUCUUUGUACAGUUUGAAAACUUUGAAUCUUACCAGAAAUCACCUUCAAAACAUAAAGACUAUUGGAUUCUCUGAUUCUUUGAGAGAACAAAACCUUAGUGUAAGAGUUUGUAAUUUAGUUAUAGAAAUACUCGAUAUCUCGUACAAUGAUCUGAUUGUUGUAACUGAUAACAGUUUGUCAAAAUUACGUUCGUUAUCGAAGUUAAUGCUGCAAAAUAAUGCGAUUUCUACCCUUGAAGAUGGAGCCUUCGCGGGCCUGCUCAAUUUACAGGUUUUGAAUUUGUCUAGUAACUUUAUGAACUCUCUUCCUCCCGACAUAUUUUCAGACACAAAAUUCUUGACCGAAAUACAUUUAAGUAACAAUACAAUUAAUAUCUUGCAUCCGGGUCUUUUUGAGGGCUUAGAACAACUUCAAAUAUUGGAUCUUUCUCAUAAUGAACUUACUAGUCAGUGGGUAAAUAAAGGUACAUUUGUAGGCUUGUUGAGAAUGGUAAUUUUAAAUAUUUCUUAUAAUAAACUCUCGAGGAUAGAGCGACAUACGUUCCAAAGUUUGUACAGUUUACAAAAGUUAAAUUUAGAACAUAAUGAGAUCACCUCUAUUGACGAGCAUGCGUUCGAAGAGUUGCGGAAUUUGCAUUCUUUAACACUUUCAUAUAAUUAUCUAGUUCACUUACAAUCCGAGUUGUAUACAGAUUUACACGUGCUGCACGAGUUGUUUAUUGAUAACAAUAAAAUUAAACACAUAGACGACAACGCUUUCGAUAAUAUGACGACUGUAGAAGAUUUAGGAUUAAAUGAUAACUUUUUAUCAUCAAUACCCACGUCUAUUCAUAAACUUAGAUCUUUAAAGUCACUGGAUAUUGGAAAUAAUAAUAUAAGUCACCUUAAUCGGGAAAACUUCAGAGGUCUUUCUGAACUGUUUGGUUUACGCCUAGUUGAUAACAAAGUUACGCAUUUAAGCGAAGAUACUUUUGAGCAUUUGCCACAGUUGCAAGUUUUGAAUUUAGCUUCAAAUAAAAUAAAAUAUGUAACCCCAGGCUGUUUUCGAAAAAAUGUAAAUCUUAAAUUAUUACGCAUGGAUGGUAACAACAUUACUACAUUUGAUGGAAUAUUCAUCACUUUGAAUAGUCUAGUAUGGCUUAAUAUGUCGUCAAACAAAAUAGUUUCGUUCGAUUUUCGAAGUUUUCCAGAGAGCUUGGAAUGGCUAGAUUUGCACGAAAAUUAUAUUGAAAAUUUUAUUAAUGAUGACAUGUAUUCAAAUGUAAAUAUAAAAUUGUUAGAUUUAAGUCAUAAUAAUAUAAGUCAACUUACUAUCACUUCUAUACCAAAGUCGGUAGAAAAGCUAUAUUUAAAUGAUAACAAAAUACAACACAUCCAAGUUGGAACAUUUUCAAAGUUACAAAAGCUUUCAAUCGUGACGUUAAAUAAUAAUAAUCUAGUACAACUUGACGUGAAUGCAUUCAGGUUAGAUCAAAUAGAUGAAGAUAGUGAUUUACCAGAGUUCUUUAUAAGCGGAAACCCAUUUGUUUGUGACUGUUCAAUGGAAUGGAUUCAGCGCAUUAAUUAUUUGAGCCACAGUCGACAAUACCCGCGUGUGUUGGAUCUAGAUAAAGCUUUGUGUUCGCUAGUACAUUCACGAGCAAAACAGAAAAAGUUAAUAAUAGACAUGUCACCUUCUGACUUUCUCUGCCCGUACGAGAGCCAUUGCUUUGCUCUGUGUCAUUGUUGUGAUUUUGUUGCGUGUGACUGUGAAAUGAUUUGCCCAAAUAACUGUAGAUGUUAUCAUGACAUAACAUGGAAUGCAAAUGUGGUAGAUUGCUCUAAUGCUGGUUACACAGAAGUACCGGAGCGAAUCCCAAUGGAUGCAACUGAAAUAUACUUAGAUGGCAACCAUAUAAGUAAUUUAGGUAAUCAUGUAUUUAUUGGUAAGAAAAAACUUCAAAUUUUGUAUCUAAAUAACACAAAACUGAAAGAAGUAAAUAAUCAAACUUUUAAAGGGGUAGAAUCUCUCAGGGUCCUGCACUUAGAAAAUAAUAAAUUGGUUGAAUUAAAAGGAGACGAAUUUUUACACCUUAAUAAUUUGAAUGAACUAUAUUUGGACCACAACGCUAUUGUUCAUGUUGCAAAUAAUACUUUUUCUUCCUUGAAAUCCCUUUCUGUCCUUAGAAUUGACGAUAAUAAACUUGUAAAUUUUUUCCCGUGGAAAUUAUUAGCAUCGUCUUCCAAAAGUUUAGCUCACGUAUCUAUAGAAGGUAACCAAUAUUCUUGUGACUGCAAAAGUAUAGCCGAAUUAGAUUCGUGGCUUAGGAGGGAUCCAGGGGAUCCGGAAAAAAUGUUGUGUACAGAUACUGAAGGAAAACCCACGAAAAUUACUAUUGCUUCAGUACUUAGCCAUUGUAAGGAAUAUAUGGGGUCAAUUGGUGACCCGACCGUAUCUAAAGACGAAAUUGUUUCGAAAUCUAUAUUUCUUCCAGAUAAUUAUUUUGCUAUUAUAUGUGGUGUAAUUAUUAUAAUCGUAUUUAUUUGUCUUAUAGGUGCUAUAUUCUAUGCUUUUAGAUACGAAGUCAGUGAUUGGCUGUACACCAAGUAUGGUGUACCAUUGUUCAAGGAACAGUCCUGUCCUAAUGUUGAUCAUGUAUUAGAGGGAAACCCUAGCCACAUGUAUGACUACUACGUGAUAUGUAAUACCAAAGAUAUAAAUUUCGUGUACCAUAAUAUAAUGUCUGAAAUAGAAUACAGGAAAAUGACCUCAAAGAAAUACUCUCCAAACGAGCCUUCCCUCAACAUUUUAACGCUAGACAGCUUUUCAAAAUCUUCAAAAUUAUCUAAACGUCUUCUUAUUGUUCUCACAACAAACUUUAUUUGUAAUGAUCUCUGCGAUAUUCAUUUCCAAAAUAUAUUCUAUAGUUAUUUAAAAUCUCUUAAUCGUAGCGACUCAAACAAGGUAAUAUUCAUUAAGAUAGUAGAGAACAGUCAAAUAAGCGACGAGCUCGGUUUCUUGUUAGAUAAAUUCAAAAAUAUAUCUUGGAACGACGUUCGCUUUUGGGACCGACUCAUUUCUUUGGUGAAUUCAACAGAUACUAUAAUCACAGUAAAGAGUUCUGAAAAGAGCGUAUUCAAGAAGUCGUUACGACAGACUCCGACGCUGAGAUACACUACAAUGCCGGUUUCGAACGAUAGUUGCUCAAAGGCGAAUUUCACAAACUCAUUGCAGUAUUUCAGAAGAAGUGACGGGGAGUCUUCCCAGAAUGAAAGUUCUCCUUCGUCCGACAACAAUACGUAUAGGGAAGGGGAUAAUUCGAACAAUAGCUACAUGUCGAUCGACAACAGGACAUGUCCUCGGUUUAAUUAUGACCUGAGGCUAUCUCCUAACAGCGGUCACGUAUAUUCCAGGGUUGAGGAUAUUUCCCCGACCGUACCCCGGUCUAUCACGGCUGGCGCGUCCGGUAAAGGACGCACAUAUUUUGUUUGAAUUACUAAUAAUUUCGGCGCCUGCACCCUAAUUUCUCCUGUUUAGAGGUGUAAAUAUAUGUACUGUACUUAUAAAUGUUACUGUCAAUUUUCACAUACGUAAUCUAAGCUGUACGAUUGUCAAGUUUGUUAUAAAGAUACAAUAUUUUGUACAAACGUAUAAAAAUGUUGAAGUCUGAUAAGGAAAUAUUCGGUAUUAUUUAUUUAACGAUAGUAUUUCAAGUUUAUCGUUGUGAAGAUGAUUCACAAAGCAGGCACUGUAAAACAACACCAAAUAGUUUAAGACACAUACCCAUCUUUCCAAUUAUUAAAUUAAGUAAGUGUAUUUUGGUAAAUAUAAAUAUAAUUGUCUUUGAACACAAACAUUUCAAAGUAUACUUUUAUGAUGUUAUUUCAAUAUUAUUUACGUUCCUGUCAUGAUUGUUAAUUAAAUUAUUUUCCUCUUGUAUUCCAAGUACCUACCUAUAAGGAAAUAAAUAUACUUGUUUAUAAUACGAUUGCAUUUACUAUUGUGCUUGUUUAUUGUGUAUCUUAAAUAAUUAUUUUGUAUAUAAUGGUAAAUGAAUGUUUGCUAUGUUAUAGUUUCUGAGCAUAGAUAUAACGCUUUAAACAUAUUAUUACAGUAAGCUAAAUCGUGAUAUUAGAUUUAAUAAUCGUAACUUAAUAAAUGUAAUUUUGGAUUGUAAUUACUAGAUUUUAAUGGAAAUUAUUGUUUUGUAUAAAAUGUACAAAUUAUCUUGAAAUCGUAAUAAAAUUAUACUGACGUUUUGAUACUUAU